Molecule: messenger RNA, 1015 nt
Organism: Spodoptera litura
Lineage: Eukaryota; Metazoa; Arthropoda; Insecta; Lepidoptera; Noctuidae
Product: epithelial serine protease-like
Biological process (GO): proteolysis
Molecular function (GO): serine-type endopeptidase activity
Source: RefSeq, a predicted model, not a curated record
UUGGUUGGCAUUCGGGACACAUCAAACAUGGCUACUGCUUACAUACUGGGUCUGGUCUUCGUUUUUGGCUUCGUACAGGGUGCGGAGAUCCAGCAUGCCGAGCCGGCCAUCAUCGAGGAGAUGAGAGAUGCUCUGCCAUUAUCAUCAAGAAUAGUGGCUGGUCAGCCAGCAGCUGAGGGUCAGUUUCCCUAUCAGGGCAGCUUGAGGAUGGUGGAUCAAGAGGGAGCCGUCUACUCCUGUGGAUGCUCCCUCAUGCACCACAAAUGGGUGCUCACUGCUGCUCACUGCCUGGCCAACCGCAUCACAUUCGUCGUCCGGUUCGGUGUGACCAACGUGACCCGUCCAGAAGUGAUCGUAGAGUCCACCCACAAGUACAUUCACCCUGAGUAUGAUGAGAUCAGGGCUGGAGUCCAAACCGCUGACCUGGCCCUCGUUGGACUUGACCACCACAUCCCCUAUUCCGCUAACAUCCAGCCCUCGCGCCUGAUGAGCAGUGCUCAAAAAGCUAUCGACUACUCUGGAGUCCGUAUGAUUGUCAGCGGGUUUGGCCGUACCGACGACUUAUGGAACGGUGGUACUUCUUCCGAGGUCCUGUUGUGGGUCCACCAGCGAGGUAUCUCCAACGAGGAGUGCAGGUCCUGGUACCCCAAUUCUUCUGUCAUUAAGGAGGAGACCAUCUGCGUCGCCUACUACGACAACGUGUCACAGUCUUCUUGCCAGGGUGACAGCGGUGGCCCGCUGACCAUCGAGGACGCCGACGGCAAGCGCACACAAGUCGGUAUCGUCAGCUUCGGAGCUGGCUGGCCAUUCGGAUGCAACAGCGCAUUCCCAUCAGGUUACGUCCGUCCCGGUUACUACCACGACUGGUUCACAGAGGUCACUGGUAUCGACUUCGACUGGGACAGCGAUGCUCUCGUCAACCCUCCCGUAUCUGAUGAGGCCAGCAACGAAGAAGGUCAAAAAGUCCGUGUUGUUAACUAAAUGCCUGCAAAAUGUGAUAUAUAAAGCUAUUUUA